Messenger RNA from Aphanomyces invadans, 903 nucleotides. RefSeq lists its product as hypothetical. Bases 42 to 776 code for a protein of 244 amino acids. The transcript has a single exon. NCBI's taxonomy places the organism in Eukaryota, Oomycota, Saprolegniomycetes, Saprolegniales, Verrucalvaceae. The record is from RefSeq and is a predicted model, not a curated record.
GCCACAAUACAAUCUGACAACACCUUGGCCAACCACGUUCGAUGGACCUCGCGUACAUCUGCAGCAGCGACCAACACGCCGCCGCCCUCGCGGCCGCCACCGCCGUGUCACUUCACCAUUCGUCUGCCGCGGAACCGCACCACCGAUUCCCGCCCUCCCGCACGUGUUUCUUCAACGAUUGCCACAAAGAAGUCCAGCCAGGGUCAUGGAAAUGCGUGUUUCACCGCAAUCGAGCCCGAUGCCUCAUCGCGGACUGCCAGAAUCAAGUGUAUGCCCGCAACUUGUGUGUGCGACACGGCGGUAAGAAGCAAUGCAAGCAAGAGGGGUGCUCUGGCAACGCCCGCCUCGGCAACUUUUGCUCCAAGCAUGGCACGGGUAGCAUCAAGAAGAAGUGCACGGAAGAAGGAUGUACCAAGAUGGCGCAUGCACGGCACAAGUGUGUUCGCCACGGCGGAGGACGCAAAUGCAAGAUGGACGGGUGCCAGACGCAUGCACGCAACGGCGGGUACUGCUGUCGACACAACCGACAGUUGGCCAACGACAAGGAAGCGCAGUCGCACAUGUUGCACCCUGCGGACCAUGGCGUGUUCCAUCACCCGCACAUUCAACCGAGCCCACACAGCAUGCUCAUCAAAGAUGACGCAGCAGCCGCACAAGACAGUGCUGCCGCCAACGGGUUGGAGAUUCUGAAUCUUACCAUCGAGCGCUACAACGUCGGCCAGGUGAACACGUCCGAGACCGCCAAGAGAGAUGCGGUCUACUCCUCGAUAGCAUAAAUAUACUACUUAUCACCGCAAUGCUCUUGGCGCGCCGCGACCUCGCCGUCGCCGACCCAACGGCGGCAAGCGCCCAUUCUGAAACCUCCCCAUCUUUAUGUAAACAUGACGUCAUGCUCGCAACCAA